This is a messenger RNA of Haliotis rubra (blacklip abalone), 5831 nucleotides long. Its product is annotated as formylglycine-generating enzyme-like. Lineage: Eukaryota; Metazoa; Mollusca; Gastropoda; Lepetellida; Haliotidae. Gene Ontology annotation, cellular component: endoplasmic reticulum. The transcript is spliced from 8 exons. The coding region runs from base 40 to 1173 and encodes 377 amino acids. The record is from RefSeq and is a predicted model, not a curated record.
GAUUAUAGACUGUCAUCACAUGAUAACACUAAACGCAAAAUGGCGUCGUCAAGAUGGUGUGUGAUGUUGCUAACUAUCGCUCUUGUGCAUUGUUUUGUUUCUGUUGGUUGCACGACUGAGACAUGUUCUGGCGAUGACGGCAGCAAAUGUGACAGUGAAGAAAAAAAGGACUGUGGUUGUUCUAAGAGCAGACAACACUCAGAAUCAAAGUCAUCAAAUUCAGAGGGCGUGCAAGCAGACGACGCAAAGAAGAAAUAUCACCCCCAAAGCAACAUUAAGAGUCCAUACAAGAGAACAAAUAAGAUGGUUCCCAUACCAGGAGGCACAUUUACAAUGGGCACUGACAAACCCGUAUUUCAAGCAGACGGCGAAGGUCCUGCCAGGAGGGUCAAGGUUGAUGCAUUUUAUCUUGAUAAGUAUGAAGUGAGCAACGCAGAGUUCGAACUGUUCGUGGACCACACUGGAUAUAAAACUGAGGCUGAGGGUUUCGGUAAUUCUUUUGUAAUGGACAAAUAUCUCAGCGAGGAAGAACUAGGAAAGAUUACACAAGCUGUGGCUGCAGCUCCCUGGUGGCUGCCAGUAGAGGGCUCUGACUGGAGGCAUCCUGAAGGACCAAAAACGUCUAUAAAAGAGCGGAUGGACCACCCUGUGAUGCAUGUGUCCUGGAAUGAUGCGGUGGCCUACUGUACAUGGGCCGGCAAGAGGCUUCCUACAGAGGCCGAGUUUGAGUUUGCGUGUAGAGGUGAACUGGAGAACAGGUUAUUCCCAUGGGGUAAUAAGAUGAUGCCUAAGAAUGAACACUGGAUGAACAUCUGGCAAGGGGAAUUCCCGAAGGACAACACCAGGGAAGACGGCUACUUUGGCACAAGUCCUGUCACUGCGUUCCCAGAUCAGAACAAGUUUGGCUUAAAGAACAUCAUCGGCAACGUGUGGGAGUGGACCAGUGACUGGUGGGAGACUAAGCAUACAAAAGACUUCAAGGAUAAUCCGAAAGGACCAAGCACAGGAGUCGACAAAGUGAAAAAAGGGGGUUCAUUCCAGUGUCAUGAGUCCUACUGUUACCGGUACCGAUGUGUAGCCCGCAGUCAAAAUACGCCUGAUAGCUCCGCAGCAAAUCUGGGAUUCCGAUGUGCUGCAAGCAAACUGCCAAGCUAUUUGAAAGACGCAAAAUAAUUCAUGUCAAGACAUUUGCUCAAGAGUAUAUCAUUUGAAGCUUUUCAUUAUUUUCACAAUUACUUUUGUGUGCAAAGAUGACUAGGUUUAUGGUGUAAGGGAUCAAUUCAAAUAUAGGCGUACCACCAUUCAUCAUGCUACCAUGAUACUGAAAAAUUAUCCAUUUUAAGUAGUUAAAUAGAUGCAUAAUUUGUUUCUACUUAAACCUCUUCUAUGUUCAGCCUUUUCACGCAAUAACUGUGCAUUUGAAUACAGUAAACUAUGUUUAUAACAAACACGCAUAUCAGGCGCUAUGAAGCCAAUUUUUUCAUGUAAGCCAAUAGGUUGCAAAGCUUUAUAUUUACAUAGUAUUGAGGGCUUGCCCAACCUUUUUAGCAAACGUCAUGUGUAAGCCUGGACUUUUUUAUAAUGGUAGCUACACCCCUACUUAUAACAAACUAACCGAUAUCACGAACUGUUUUGGGGGUCCCCGCCACCUGCCAUAUUAGUCAAAGUGUGUAUACGAAACUACAGUUGAAACGGCCAAUGAUUAGUGGUCACUUUGAGCUUGUUAUAACCGUAGUUUACUGUAAAUUGAUUACACAUAGCAGUUCAUAGAAAAAUGGCAGCUGAUGAAUAACCCAUCAGAACUCAUAGUGUGUUUCCUCUAUGAGAUGCUCUGUCUCUAAUACACGAGGGUCAAUGGUUCAAGUAAUUACUUGGUACAGGGGCAUCCAUUUUGAGAAAAUAUGGUACAUUUGAUGUUAGAUGUUUAUUGUGAUGGUAUGUUUUGGUAAAGUUAUCAUCUCUGAUUAAUUAUGAGAUGCUACAAAGCCAUGACAAUAUUUUUAGGACCUAACAGAACUUUAUUUUUUUGCAUUUAUAUCUUUUCAUAAAUCCAAAAUUUUAAGAAGACCAACAUAAUGUUCUGUAAACUUGCAUGAUUCCAAACUGGGAAUCUUACCAGUGUUAUCACAUGACAAAGCAUUAUAUAAAUAAUACUCAAAACAAUGUCCAAGAUAUUUUUACGGAUUAAACUUCUUUUUAAUUUCAUAUUGUGAGAGAAAUUAAAAAGAAGUUUAAUCCAUAAAAAUAUCUUGGACAUCAAUGUACAACUUCUAAAUGCCACUGAAAGACAUCAUACUCAAAACAAGUUAAGGAACACAAUUGGAUGUGAUAACACCGCUGGAAGUCUGUGGUUCCCAAGUCCACCAGCCAUGACAUAUUAAUAAUUGUCAUAUGAAAACAUCUGGUGCUAACUUCUAUUGAGUAGUAUCAUUUGACCCCUAAUCAUGUGACGCAAUAAUAGUUUAGGCCAGACCAAUUUUAUUUCUUGAUUUACGGGGUUUUGUCCUCAGAAAACCUAAAGGCAGGAGGGCAAUUUAUGAAGUUUAUAUGGGGCAAAAAACAAUCCCAAAAUACUUUUUUUAAGUUGACAUUUUUGGCCAAUAAAAACAUGAGGAUUUAUUUUUUGAGUGGGAAAAUUCAUAAGUGGAAAACAGUACUAUAAGGGUUUAUAUUGGAUCUACAUUUUGCCCCUUCAUCAGAUCAGUGUGUAUUACCAAUAGGCUUUCACAAAUUUCCAGAACAGCAUUCACAGCUAAUACUUGGUUUCAACUGAAUCAGUAUUGUUCUAGUGCUGUUUGCUACAAACAAACACUCAUACUUUGGUUUUAAAAUAUUCAUUUUAGGAAAUACUUUUGAAAAAAAAUGAUGGCUUGAAUCCUUUGUGAUCAUGACAAAGAUAAAGAUUAGUGGAAAUAUGUGGAAGAUGAGUUGACAGGUCAUGUAUAAUUAGAAGAAACUGCAGCUAAGAACUACCACACCCCAUGUACAGUCACCGCCAUUGUACUGAACGGACAUGUGUGUCCCGAAGUGAGUGAGUGAGUUUCCUUUUAUGCUGCUUUUAGCAAUAUUCCAGCAAUAUCACGGAGGGGAACACCAGAAAUGGGCUUCUCACAUUGUACCCGUUAAGGGAAUCAAUUCCGGGUCUUCGGUGUGACAAGCAAACGAUUUAAACACUAGGCUACCCAAAGUAAAUUAGUCCCAAAGUGAAAGCUUGGUCCCUUCAUAUUUUGUUCUUAUUCAUCAUUUUUCGAUUGUGUUAUACCUCAGAAAACCCAAAAUAUUUACGUUGGUCCCCGUCAACUUAAACACAAUGGUGCUGUAUAUAAUCUUCUACAGUUUCUGUAGUGAGUGUUUUAUUGUAUACAUUUUCCACAGCUAUUACAGUGACUCAUAUUUAUUGAUGAAUAUAUUUUUACAGUUAUUUGAUACUAAUAAUAAUUUUAUUCUUCAUCUUCUGUAUAAAAUGGUAAUGUGAAAAUGUAACAGUGCCUUGAAGUCUUAAACAAUAUUUACUAGAAUUUCAUCCAUUUUAUUAAAAUGUGAUGCAGGAGGCAGCUUUUUAUGAUUUUACUCAACUACUGAUAUGAAAAUCUAAUAAUUAUUUUUUAUGGCCUAAGAUUUGUCAUUUAUGUAGGGAUGAGGGCUACAGAAGGAGAGAGUAGUGUCAAACAUGGGGAGUUGUCUUCCUCGAAUCCACUCAUGGUUGAAGAAGUCCACCUCUAUUGCAUAUAGUUAACUUCUCAACAUCGACGUCUUUGUAUUACUUUAGAAGGUGCAUAAUAUUAAUAAUAUAACAAAUGUCAGCACAUUGCAACAUUGUAUUAAUAUUUUCCAUCAUAGAAGUGUAUAAGCACAUCAUUCUGGUAAAAAUUAUGUAUGAUAUAAUCUGGCUAUUAUAAAUCAUAUAAACUGGUAAUCAUAAAUGGUAUAAACUGGCUAUUAUAAAUGAUAUAAACUAAUUAUAAAUGAGAUAGACUGGCUAUUUAAAUGAUACAGUCUGGCUAUCAUAAAUGAUAUAAUCUGGUGAUUAUAGAUUAUAUAACAUGUCCCAGCUAGUCAACAGUAGUAGCAUUUUGUCUUGUGAAUAACAUUGAGACUGAUCAGAAUUAGGAUGAUUGAAGUAACUGGCACAGGCUAAUAUUCACAUUUUGUUUCAUGAGAAGGAACUGAAAUCCAAUGAAUGUUUUCUCUUGUAGUUCAGAACAGCAGUAUUUGCAAAAAUAAUGGAUAUUAUAAAAACUGAAAAUUUAUUUUUUACUUUCCCAUCAUCAAUUAUACAUAUCAGUUGUGAAAGACAUCUUGUACUCAAUGGGUAACAUAGGUAUAUGUAUAGCUAUGCAUUGACAGUAUGUGAACAGCCACAUCCUUGACAUUUGAUGAUGUGUUCAACAAUUAGCUACAUUUUUAUGGAAAGAGUGGCGGCUGAGUGGGUUAGAUUGCUGACUUUGUGUGAUGACAGUUAGGUGCUGACUCAGUGGGUUAUAAUCCCAAAUGGGACUAAACCCCCCAAAGUCCUCAAAUCUGUAUACUUUACUGAGAAAGUGUAAACGCAAAUAACACAACUGUUAAAUUUGACCACUUUCUAAAUGGCAUUGUGUAUUCAUAGAUUUUGGCCGUGGGAGCCAUGUGAAGGUACAUUUGUCAGAGGGGUACACAAAGUAAGUGAUACUGAUUACCAGUUGUCCCACUUCCAUUUUUGGGGAAAUUACAGUGGCUGAGUGGGUUAGAUCGCUGACUGUGUGUGCUGGCAAUUAGGUGCCACAUUAGGUGCUUGCGUCCACUCAUAGUUGAAGAAGUCCAACUCCAUUACUCAUAGUUAGUUUUCUCAACAUCAACUUGUUUGUUUGUUCCAGAAGUUGCAUGAUAUUAAUGUAACAAAUAUCUGCACAUCGCCCCAUUUUAUUCAUAGUUUCCAUCAUAGAAGUGUAUAAGCACAUCAUUCUGUUAUUGUAAAUGAUAUAAUCUGGUAAUUAUAAAUGAUAUAAUCUGGCUGUUACGAAUGAUAUAACCUGGUACAUGUAAUUAUAAAUAUAAAAAAACUGGUAUUUAUAAAUGAUGAAAUCUAGUAAUAAUGAAUGAUAUAACCUGGUAAUUAUAUAUGAAAAAAUCUGGUAAUUGUGAAUGGUAUAAUCUAGUAAUAAUAAAUUCUAUAACCUGGUAAUUAUAAAUGAUAUAAACUGGCUAUCAUAAAUGAUAUAAUCUGGUAAUUAAAAAUGAUAUAACAUGUUCCAGCUAGUCAUCAGUAGUGGUGUUUUAUCCUUUGAAUUACAUUAAGAUUGAAAAGAAUUUACAGAAAAGUGUAAUCCCAUAUAUAACCUGUUAAAUUAGCUUCAUAGACAAUGGCUGUGCAAUAACAGAUGAUAUAUACAGUCUUCCAUUGUUCAUGUUUUAUUGUCAACCACACAAUGAAAUCAAAACUUUUAUUUUUAAAUAUAUGAGUCUUUCUGAUAUGUAUUUAUUCUUUACAUGUAUUCAUUCACAUGAUGUGAUCUCUUUAUAUAUAUAUGAAAUAAAAAUGUUUACCGCUUCUAGAAGUUUAGUGAGCUGCCUGUUUGAUAACGAAGGAUCUAAAGUUAAUAUGGACACAGCCUUGUUCUCAGCAUGCAAUAGUUAUUAAAUUAACAUGGAUUGUUGUCAUACAUUUAACAUGUUUAAAGUCUUGUAUCAUACCGACACAAUGUUUCUAUUGUAAUGCGUUCAUUACUAAACAUUUCUGUUGGGUUUUUUUUCAAAAUUUUGCAUCCCAUUAUUUAGCUUUGAUGUGCACUGUACAUGUUUUAUGUAGUCAAGACCAUAAUGUGUUUGUUUUACAAGACACUAUAUCGCUGAAA